AUGCCAAAGGAAGACUGCAAAUAUUGGGACAAGUGUUAUCAGCGCAAUGAGGCCCAUCUUGAAAAGUACAAUCAUCCCAGCAAGGAAACAGAUAUUCCAAAAAUGGCGCCAAAACGCAAAACGGCUAGCACAGCCGACCACAAGGAGGAAGUAAGUCCUUCAAAAAGGGACAGUCCAAAUACCAGCAGUUCUGCCAGAGAAAUAGAAGCAGCUGCUGCAGUCGGCGAAUAUGAAACGGAAACUGCGCAGCUUCACAAGGAGGCAAUGAACAAUAUUGCCGGCAAGAAUUAUAUGGAAAUACUGGAGAAGCGCAUUCGUCUCUCCGUGCAGCAGGAAUACGAUAAUCUCUGUGAGAGCAACGAAUUCAUCCGCCACAAAUUUCUGGUCGAAAUGCCACCAGAUUUCUAUGCAUUCUGGCAGUUUAUCAAUACGCUCAAAAAGGACACAACUAAAACAGCUGCUUUGCAGUACAUUGAACAAAUGUUCCAACUGCAGUUGGUGGCACCCUUUGAGUUCCUCGCUGGGAAAUUCCAUAAAGCUAAAAUUGGUGAACCUGGCGAUUAUUUGAGACAUUGGCGUUUCUACUACGAUCCGCCCGAGUUCCAGACGGUUUUUGUUCGCAAAAAUACGGGCAUCCAUUAUGGCUACUGGCGUGAUGUGCCCCAGGAUAAAGAUCGUCUACUCCUAGCGCGUAAUGAUUGCACACAAAACUGUGAAUUUCAAUUUAUUGCUGGCAACAUCUUCGAUGCCUUCCUGUACUACUUGGAACAUGACUUCGUGGGCACGCCUUUCAACACUGCCCAAGUUGCGGCCACCAAGAAAGCCGUGAAGCAGCAUCUUAGUGAUAAUCCAUUGCCCAAUCUGGAUACGUUGACCAAGGAGCGUAAUAAGCGUGUCAUGGCCAAAUCCUUUCAUCGAGCUGGCAUUGUUGUGCCCUACGAACGCAAGUCACAGCAAGGAUAUCGUCCGUUGCCUGUCAGCGAUGCGGAACUCAAGAAAAUUCUGGCACUCUUCGAGCGUAAGGAUCUCGGCGUAGACAGCGACAAUGCCAAGCAAGCUGUGUUAGAAAAGCUGCAGCCGGUGGCAAAUGCCGCCAAUAUCGCGGUGGAUGAAUGUGAUUUUGGCACUGCUCUAGAGUUGGGCCUGGAUUUGUUUAGCAGUGGUCACAAAGAACUGCAUAUGCUGAUCUCGUCGCUGCUAGUGCCAGCGUAUUCCCUGCUAUCGCGGCCUCAGUUCAUUGCUAUUGCCAAGGCGCACAUGGAACAGCGGAGCAAGGAGCUCAACUUGAGCAUCUUUGAAGUCUUGAAAUAAGUACACGUAUUUGAUUUUUUCUUUAUACAACACCUCAACCAAUUUAUUCAGAAAUAUACAUUCAUGCCUCCCCCAAUAUUAAGAAUAUAAAUAAGAACUGGGUUUGGGUUUGGGAACAUAGCGAUCGCUGCAUUGGACUCCGGAUUGUUGUAACAGCUUGAUCAAUGGUCCGGCAGUAACGCCAUCUAUAGGUAGCUUAUCGACAUACACCACAUAUGAAUUGAACGGAAGCUGCAUCUGCUGGCGCCAGCUAGCAACUAUGCGGGGAAGAAAAACAAAACAAAAAAAUGUAUAAACAUGCACGAAAGAAAAGCAAAGUGUAAAAACUCACCACCAGCUGCUACACCAGAUAUGAAAUUGGGCGCCUCCAGUUGACUUAUGGUCUUAUCGCCAGAUGGACCGCCAAUGCUGUGCACAAUGGCGACCUCAUUGCAAUACCUGUUGAUAUCUUCGCUUUUGUAGUCCAUCUUUGGUUUCACUGUGAUCGUCAACACCUUCUUAGCCAAUUGAGCAUAAGGCAGAAGUAGCUCUGUUAUUUCACCACUGUUGUUGAAAUCUUCUUCGAGUGUAGCCAAUAAGUGUCCUUUGGCUGCAUUCAAAUGCAAAGACGACGAUUUUGCCGGUAUGCUGCAAAUGUUUUUGGCAUCCUGUAGCAGCGAAGCGUUACAAAAUUCUGUUAUUUGUGGUCCUUCCACCAACACGAAUAGUUCACUGGCAAUGGGAGCUUCCGAUUCGCCCUCAUUAAAAUUUAGGUGCAACCUGUUAAUAUACUUCUAUAUAAACAUUUCAUUUUAUAAACAAAAAACUGCAGACUCACUGUGAUGCCGGUUCAACGUUGUCGAAUUCAUCCUCUUCGCAGUCGUCCCAAAAGGCUCGAGACGAUGGUAUGUUUACUUCUCCAAAACCUGGGCAGCUCAUUUUGUAAAUAUAGGAAGCUAG
Messenger RNA from Drosophila sulfurigaster albostrigata, 2250 nucleotides. It is a transcript of the gene Hpf1, whose product is annotated as histone PARylation factor 1-like. Lineage: Eukaryota; Metazoa; Arthropoda; Insecta; Diptera; Drosophilidae. Gene Ontology annotation, biological process: DNA damage response; regulation of protein ADP-ribosylation. The record is from RefSeq and is a predicted model, not a curated record. Gene Ontology annotation, molecular function: histone binding; poly-ADP-D-ribose binding. Gene Ontology annotation, cellular component: nucleus.